Molecule: messenger RNA, 9673 nt
Organism: Cottoperca gobio
Lineage: Eukaryota; Metazoa; Chordata; Actinopteri; Perciformes; Bovichtidae
Product: myomegalin
Exons: 49
Coding region: 57-6866 (2269 amino acids)
Biological process (GO): centrosome cycle; regulation of Golgi organization; positive regulation of microtubule nucleation
Cellular component (GO): centrosome; Golgi apparatus
Molecular function (GO): molecular adaptor activity
Source: RefSeq, a predicted model, not a curated record
AUUUAAAGGCAGCGGUUUACCGGAAUGGAUGCCCGUUGACUUAAGGAACAGCCUAUAUGGAUUGGAGCUCAUCGCCUCCGGAGCAAAUCUGGGGAGAGUCAGAGAGUGCUGUGGAAGAGCAGACUUCAUCCAAAAUCCCAGGUCACAUGACAGAUUUGUGUAGCAAUGAAACAGACAACUCUCCUCCGCUUCAGCUUCACACACUCAAGCAGUUUGAACAGCACCUGAAUGACCUGAAGAAGGAGAACUUCAGCCUCAAGCUCCGCAUCUACUUCCUGGAGGAGAGGAUACAGCAGAAGUACGAGGAGAGCAGUGAGGAUGUCUAUCGUACGAACAUCGAGCUGAAGGUGGAAGUAGAGAGCUUGAAGCAGGAGCUCCAGGAGAAACAGCAGCUUCUGGACAAAGCACUCACAACAGCGGAGAGCUUGACCAAUCACAAUGAGGCAGAGCUGCAGAGACGCUGUCGGGAGAGACAGCAGGAAAUUGACCACAUGGAGCAAGUGCUGGAGACCAAGAUUCAGCUCCUGCAGGAGGAGGCCCAGUUAGCACGCAGCGAGGCUGUGCGGGUGGCCUCGCUGGCUGGAUCGCACUCCCACGCCUCCCUCCUCUCCCUCGACACCCCCAUGGAGGACAUCCCAGAGGACGAGAAGCCUCUGAGCAUCCUGUCCCCAUUCAACACCAACAAAGACAGGUUAAUAGAGGAGCUGACUAAAGAGCUUUGCUCCAAGGAAGCGUUCAUCACAGAGCUGAGCGGAGAGAAGACGACUCUCACGCUCAGGGUGGGAGAGCUGGAGGGACAAGUUCAGGAGCUGUCUUCAUCUCUGCUGCAGAAGGACAAGGAUGUGGACUUUUAUCAGGAGGAACUUGGUCAAGAGAGGCUGCGCAUCGAACAGGAGAUGCAGAGCCUCGUUGAGGAGCAGCAAUGUCAGCUGAACCAGUAUGAGUGUGCGGCCAGGCAGUGUGUCAGCGAGCUGCAGAAGGCCCAGCUCCAGGUCCAAUCCCUGCAGGCCAAGAUCCACGAGAGUGAGGCCAACAACAUGAAGCUACAGGAGAAGCUGAAUGAGAUGGAGUGUGAGCUGCGUUCAAUCCGCCAGGCUGCUCAGAGUCAGGAAAGAACCAUUCUGGGUCUCUCAGAGUCCAUCGGCACCAAAGACAGUGAGGCCCAGGAGCUGUACCAGCUGAUGGAAGGGCAGAACUCGACUCUGUGUAAGCUGAGAGAAAUGGUCCAUCGCAACCAGCUUGCUCAGUGCAAGGCUCCAGAGGGGGUCAGAGAGUCCUUGACGCUCGCCCAUCUGCAGGGCGAGCUUGUGGCGGUGCAAAGCUCCUUGUUCUCCCUCGGCCUGGAGCUGGAGGCCAGCCAGAGGAGCCUGAGACAGAGCCAGAGGCAAGGAGAUGACCUGUCGAGGUUCAAGGACAGACUCAGCUCUGAUCUACAGGAUGUGCAGCAGCACAGGGAGGUCACUGAAAAGCACAACCAGGACCUGUGCUGUGCCCUUCAGAAAGCCCGCUCUGAGCUUCAGGCUAAAGAAGCAGCUCUGAAGGAGACCGAGGCAGAGAGACACACUGUGGUGCAGGAAAAGGACAGGAGCAUCACACAGCUCAAACGCUCUCUGCAGGACAAGGAGCAACAGUUACAGGAGUACUCAGAGAUGUUAGAGUCAACAGGAAGCUCCAAACCAAGAGAUGUCCUGCUGGAGAAACUAAGAGAGCGUAUUAAAGAUAGAGACAGAGCUCUGGAGCGCUCCAUCGAUGACAAGUUCCGCUGUGUGGAGGAGCGCGAGGGCCAGGUGAGGAGGCUGCAGCUGGCCCUCAGGGAGAAGGAACGAGACCUGGAGAGACUCCGCUGCAUCCUGUCCAACAACGAGGAGACCAUCACGAGUCUGGACGCCUUGGUGCGUGGCAAAGAGCUGGAGCUAGAGCAGGCGGCCGAGGCCUACAGGAACCUCCAGUGGCUGAAGCAGCAGAGUGAGGAGAAGGAGAGAAACACCCUGAGAGAGAAAGACACCAUCAUCAGCCAGCUGCAGGCAGCUCUACAGACACACAGCCAGGAGGCACAGGAUCUGACAGCCGCCCUCGUUGCCAGAGCUCAGGCCGGUCCCACUGAGGUUGUAGAGGAGUUGAAGGCUCGGCUGGCCCUGAAAGAAAAACUCUUCCAGGAACUGCUGUCAGACCGCAGUCGCCAGUCUAAUGAACACCAAGCACAGGUCCAGGACAUGCUGAACACUCUCAGCUCCAAAGACCAGUAUCUGCAGGACUACUCCUACAGGCUCUCCCUUGUGAUUAAUGAGCGCACUGGCCAGCUGCAGGAGCUACGCAGACAGCUGUCAUCCAGACAGCAAGAGCUGUGCGAGCUGAAACAGGACAAGGAGAGAGAGACGGGAGGAGAGGCGGAGCAUCUGCGGAGUCUGCUCAAAGAGAAAGAAGCCUUCAUCAAGGAGCUGAUGCAGAGCCAGGAGGAGGCGAUGCAGCCAUCCUUUAAAGAGAGUGAGGAAGAGAUGAAGGCUCUCCAGGAGGAGUUGCAGCUGGUACUGAUGAAGGAGAGGGAGGCUCAGAAGGAGCUCUCUGCUCUGCGUGUGUCUUUGGGUCACCAGCUGGACGCUAAGGACAGCACUGACCAUCAAUGUGUGCUGGAGCAGCUUGAGUCAGAGUAUAACAAGCUGAAUGAUGCCCUAAAGGCAGAGAAGAGAUUAUACCAAAAUCUCACGCACAUUCACACCAAGAGUGACAGCUCCCAGAAGAUCCAGGCCCUCCACACCGAGCUAGACUCUGUUCAGGCGCUCCGCAGACAGCUGGAGGAGGUCCUGGCCAGGACCCGUAACAUGGCCUUGGUGGUGGAACAGGCAGCUAAAAGGCAGCCUGACUUUGGAGAGCUCAGCACAGAGGAGGAGGAGGGAGACGAUGAAGAAGGCAGCAGUGACGAGUUCACGGACAGCAUAGAGGAGGAUGAUAACAAAGUGACGGCCAGAAGUUUGGCCUCCAUUCAGGCUCGUGGAGCGGAGGCUGUGACUGGACCGCUGGUGUCCCAGAGAGCUGAUGUAAAGCAGCUUGAGGAAGCAAAGAAGACACUUGAAGACCAGCUUGAAGAAAUAAAGUCUCAACUGGAGAGCGAUGGAUACACCUCCGUGGCUCAGAUGAGGAGUGCACUGCAGGGGCUGCAGCGGGAGAAACAAGCUGUGAAAGACAGCCAAGGACUGAACCAGGAAGAGGAAGAAGAGGAGGAGGAUAUUGAGGAAGACGAUGAAGAGGAGAAAAGCUCUCCAGUGCCGGUGGGGAAGCGAUGUCAUCCGUGUGUUAGUCUGAGUGAUGAGCGAGGGAAGAGGCACUGCAAGAGGCCACGCUCUCUGACGUCCCAUCAUCACACACACCAGCCUGAGACGGAGGUGGAGCCUGCUGGGGACCGCAGUGAGGUGGGAGUGCUCUGGCAGGAUAUAGAGGAGGGUCUCCGGAAGCAGGCGGCCCGCCUGAGCUCCGAUCUGGCUCUGAUCCACCAGGAGAACAGAGAGCUGCAGGAAAGGCUGAUGGUGUCUGAGGCCACGGUCCAUGCUCAGGCGGAACAACUGAAGGAGUACAGAGAUCUGCUCACGGAGACAUCGGUCCAGCAGGCCAGUAAGCAGGUGCAGGUGGACCUCCAAGAUUUGGGUUAUGAGACUUGUGGUCGCAGUGAAGCAGAGAGAGAAGACGCCAGCAGCCCAGAGUUUGACGACCUUGAGAUGUGCACGUCACUGUCUCAUCAACAGGACUAUGAGGGUGCGGGAGGCAGCUGGUACGCUGGCAGCAGUAAUACAGAUGCUUAUGAAAUGGGUGAUGAGUCAGCCUCUCUCCAGCAUCUCGUCCAGGAUCUCCGCUCACAGCUGACCCGCUGCCACAAGGUGAUCCGUGGGCUGCAGCUGCGUGUCCGCUCCUUGUCUACCACCAGCGACUACGCCUCCAGCCUGGAGCGAACCCCACGCAAGGUAAACUGGGCCUUCGAGACAUCACCAGCCCCUAGCGGUGUGGAGGAGGAUGAAGGCUGGAUGUCUGACACCCAAGGUAUUCGCUCAGGGUCCAAGCCCAGCAGGGAGCUGCAAGAACUGUUGGCCCGAGUUGAGUCACUGGAGGCGCAGCUGAAGAACUCCAGACUGGAGGGCAAAGGCCAAGCAGAGGAGGAGAAAUGUGCCACCUGGCCCGGGAAGUACAACACUCUGAUCCAGGCACAAGCUCGUGAGCUGUCCCACCUGAGGCAGAGGAUGAGAGAGGGGCAAGGAGCCUGCCAUGUCCUGACCCAGCACCUGGGUGAUACCACCAAGGCCUUCGAGGAGCUGCUGCGGGCCAAUGAUAUUGAUUACUACAUGGGUCAGAGCUUCAGAGAGCAUUUGGCACAGAACUCUGCUCUGGCACAAAGAGUGGUCGCCAAGAUCAGUGGACGCGAGCGUGCAGAGAGCCAUGAUGACAAGACAGGCCAUGAGUUGCUUGCCCUACGACUGAGCAAGGAGCUUCAGCAGAAAGAUAAAAUCAUCGAGUCACUCCAUACCAAGCUGCAGCACCGUCCAGAAACCCCGUCCAGCUGCCACGCUCUCUCUGAGACCACAGACCAAUCAGACAGAACGUCUUUGGUGUCCGAUGAGUACAGAACCAACGAAGACGUGGACCUGUGCUCCGAUUUAGACGCCAGAGAAUAUCAGGAGGAGCACCGGCUGCGGCAGCCGGGACACGGACCAGAACAAGACGGUAAAAUCCCUCCAUCUUUUCCUCCUCCUCAUGGCUUCCUCAAGACCUCCAACAGCUGUCCCAACAUGCUUUGCUCAGCCCCUCUGGGAUUGACCAGUCAGUCCUCCAGAGCCCUUUUCAGGGAUCCUGUCUCCUACUCCUUCUCUGUCCCCUGUGGCCCUGACGUCUGGGGUAGAGAAGUUAUUUCUGACCCCCGGCCCAGGGCCCUGUCUGUGAUUGCUGUUCGCCCAGAGCUGGACACGCUGUACAAACAGAUGAAUGAGCAGAACAGGGUUACAGGCUUUGCAGUUCCCCAUGACCAGGCUCUGUUCACUAUCUCACCUGGUGCCCACAACCAGCACGACCUCUCCGGCUACAGCCAGCUCUCCCAUCAUGCCUUUCAACAGUAUCCCGAAGGCCACUCGCUGAAGUCUGACUCGGGUCCAGUGACGGGAGGGACUUUGUGGGACAUGGAGAACAUGGUUCAGCAAGUGGGAGGCUUCUCUGGAUCAUCAGGAUACCAGCAAGGAAGCAGCCAUACAGGGGUAAAUCUGAUAGAGGAGCACCUGCGGGAGGUGAGGUGUCUCCGUCAGCGUCUGGAGGAGUCCAUUAGGACCAAUGAUAGGCUCAGACUGCAGCUGGAGGAGAGACUCGCCUCGAGUGGGCGUGACGGAGGUCCGCCAACAAACAUCUACAUUCAGGGACUGGACACAGUUCCUCAACUGUCCAAUGAGAUCAGAGUCCUAAAGGAAGAAAACAUGGGUCUACAGUCACGCCUGCAGGCUAGCACAGACACAUGUGAGGAGGUGGUGCAGUUGCGGGAGGCGGUGUUUACAGCACGCGCCCGCCUGAAACAAGCGGAACUGGAGGCAGAGCAGUGGAAAGAGGAGCUAAGACGACUUCAGGCUCACAGUCAGGAGCAGGGACAGCAGAUUCACAUAUUAAGGCAGGAACGACUGGCCAGUCAGGAGAAAACCAACAGGCUCCAGCAUGAGGUGUCUCUACUGCAGCAGCAGCUAUGUGAGAGCAGAGAGCUCAUCCACUCCCUGCAGAGCGAACUACAAGUAUACGAUCAAGUGUGUUCCAGCACAAAGGCCAACCAAGGCUACCUGUGUGAGCUCCCAGGUCUACCGGUGGAGCUGGGCGAGCUGCUCGGGGAGGUGAGGAGUCUGCGAGCCCAGCUGCAAAACAGCGUCCAGGAGAACAGCGCUCUUAAACAACUGGAGCUCCACAAGCAGUUGGAGCAGAAGCUGGGUGUGGGCUCUCCUCGGACCCCCUCCCUCUCCGCCCUCACUGCCAGCCCUCAGAGAGAGAACUUCUACAGGCGACAGCUGCUGCACGACCCUGCUCCAUCUCCACCAGUCAGGGACAUUGGUCUGUUUAACUGCGGCUCUCCCGGUCCUCCCUACUCAGACCUGGACGACAGCCAUAGCACUGCCAAUGCAGACCCUCUUGACCCUCACUCUGAGCUGGAGGGGGAAGCUCCUGACGGCUCGUUUGCGAACCGUAAUGGCCGCCACGCCAUCGGUCAUGUGGAUGACUUCAGCGCUCUUCAGCAGCAAGUCCUAGAGGGCCGGAGCCUUGUCCACCGCAUGGAGACAACCCUGCAGGCCUGCCUCAGCCCCCCACUGCUGGAGGGCAACCGGAAGCAGAGCAGUGAGCUGAUCCUGGACUAUGGAUGUGUGAAGAGUCUGCUGUCGAACACCAAGACUCUGAGGCAGAUCCUGGAGGAGGCGAUGUCUCUGCUGAAGAUGUUCUGGAGAGCAGCGCUGCCCAGCACUGAUCCCUCCAUGCAGAACCUCAAGAAGGAGCAGGGUAUGCAAGAGGAAAUCUUGUCCCUGAAACUGCGUAUGUCGGAGCAGGAGGAGGUUCUUAAGGGGACGAUUCAAAGACUGAGGAGCACCAGCCGCACCAAGGAGAACAUGGAGCACUUCAUAGUCAACCAGCUGUCAAGAACUCGUGAUGUGCUAAAGAAAGCAAGGACAAAUUUAGAGAAGAAUGAGCUGAGACUUUCCUCUCUAAGCUCCUCCUCCUCCUCUUCUUAUGCUGCUGAGGACCCUGGAGGUGCUGCCAGAGAGCGGCCGGCUGAUCGCAGUUUCCUGAAGGCCAGCGGCGCUUCCGGAGCUGCAGCCAAUCAACGUCCAGCAGCGAGGAAGCGCGGCAGCCAAUGCUUGCUUUAGACUAAUAAAGAACCAGCCUCAACGCUACCACCUCUGACCUCUAACCUCUAUGCUGAAACAGCCAAGACCCACAACCCCCCCACCCUCCUUCCAGCUCCCCAAACACCAGCCUUUCUAGUCCCACCCAGUCUCCGUCCAGCCAGGAGAGUGCUUCCACACCUCCCUUCUCCAGGCAAUACGUGCGCAGUAUAAUCUGCACCUUGAGCCUUACCACCUUCACCCCCUCGCCAGUCACUCCCCUCCCCCUCCCACCACAUGUAAUGUUGUCUUUGAGUGAUACAGUUGGCAGUUUGCCUCGGCGUGUGUGUGACAGAAGAAGGUGUUUGAAAUGUGCCUCUGGUGGUUUCAGUGACGUGCGUCCUACUGAUGGAGCUGGUUGAAGAUGCUCCUAGAAACUGAUCUCAGACCAGAUGUGUGUUCUCAAUCUGGUUUCAAUUAAGGCAUUUUGGGUUGUAUUACAGAAACGUUCAGGAUAAUUGUACCUGAUUUGGGCAUUUAAAAAACAACAACCGUAGACUUGAGAGAACUUAACUUGUGAGUUAAAAACAAGUUUCUCUAGUGCACCCCCAGAUCUGUAUCUAAGAGUAUCUUCUUUUGAGAGCCAGACAGCCUGUGGACGGAAUAGAUGUUCAUGCAUGUUUAAUUGUGGCUUGAGAGAGGAAUUCUGCACACACGUACACACAAACACAUACAUGUAUAUCUGUAUGUGUGAUCGAAAACGGCUCACUCAAAGACAAAACAUCCUCAACUUUGACUGCCACAGAAAUGCAAGUUUACUUCGUGUGGCACUUUUAUGAACAAGGACAUUUUCUUUUUUUGCAAAUGCAAUGCAAAGAACAAUGACACCCACUACUACACACAGUGGAGGAAUGUAGAGGAGGUAGGCGAUCACUGCUAAGUAGUCGUGUACUAGCUGUAUCUGUAUGAAUGCUUUGUCAGCCAUCAGCCAAGGGUUAUGAAUAGCAGAACAAAAGCCAGAGAAAGGUUCCAUUUUAGUCACAAGCCUCCUCUUUUAGGGUCCUAACGGUGCCUCUUUUGGGCAUUUACCUACUGAAUUUUAUGUAUUGAAUAAGUCAAAAGGGUCAAUUGAAAGCUCAAGGCUUUGAUCAAUCUGAUUAGUUGUGAUUUAAAAGCAGGACGAUAGAAUACAUAUAAAAAGAGGUUAAAGUGCUCAAAUGGAACCAGGCUCAACACGCGUAUUCAAGCUCCUCUGUAGGAGUUCUCAUACGAGCAUGUGCAAUAAUGAUGUUGUUUCUUGAAUGUUCAUGCUGCACCGGGUCUAUUAUUAUUACUUUGCUUGACACUGGAUUAUUAGUCACACUCAUAAUAACUUUAGCACACGAUCAGUGUUACGAUUGUACUUUUCACCAGAGUGUUGAUGCAUGACAGAUUGUAAAAUCUAAGCUAUGGAACAUGGGAUUGCCAAUACUUGCCAAAGUUUGAACUUUGAAAUCUUUACUUCACUUUGCCUUGCCUUAUCCAUGCGAAUGACAAACCCAGGUCUGAUCAGACCGUGGAGACACCGAGGUGUCUUCUUUCAGAGCCACAGAGACGGUAACCGUUAGACAGGUGGAUCAGUGUAUUUCGAAUUGUGUGAUGGAAAUUAGCUCCUUUUUUGGACCAAAACUCAACAGAGUAGAUUUUUCCCACGUGGCCAUAUGCUAUUGUCUUUAUGUUAUUUCUCUUGGUUCAGGCCAUCUUAGCAUUCCCAUGGCAAUGGCAACAUAGGUUAUCAAGUAUAUAGAUGAUGCAAACUUUGGCAGGCUACUGGUAGGAUCAUUGUUCUUUAAUUCACUCACUUAUAACAGUUCAAAUUAAGUUUGAUGUGUUCUUGCUGUACAUUUGCCAUUUUAUGCUGUAAAUAACCGGCUUUUUCUGUAUGAACCUUUGUGUGCGCACGCAUGUGUGUGCCUGUGUGAGUGUGUGAGUGUGUUAAAAAAACAUCCAACAUUUGCUUUUUGCAAAGUUGAUUUUCUGGGUAGCUGUGCAAUAGCUUUAUAUGUUUUAUUUUGAUGUUAAACAUCAUUGUAUUACGAGUAUGUUUGCUGCAUUCACUUCCUGCAAUGUAUGAUUUCUAUGCAGUGUGUGUUAGAGGAUUGUGUCACUGUAUCAAUUAGUCACAUAGGCUGUGUCUGAUAAGAAACCACAAGCUAUGCCUUUACGAUAUUUAAGUCACUGAUCACAAUAUCAUCCACCUAUAACAAAGCUCUGAUUAAUGUUGCUUCGCUUGCCUUUACAUUUAGCUGGAGAGCUUCUUUAAUCUGCUCUGUUGUAGAAAAUGGCCUUGAACUAGUGCUCGUCUACCUGAGAUCUGCCAAAUUAGGUUUUGUUUGCGCUCGAGUCCUCAGAAAAAGACAAAAGUUGCCAAGUAUUUCAAUAGAGAUAAAAAGUUUGAUAGUACCUUUUUGAAAUUUAAGAAGUUAAAGAGAAAUGUUUUGAAGAUUUGUCUACUGUAAAAAAUAAAAAGCCAAUGAACGGAGAGAUUGUGAAACGUUGGAUCCACAAAGCACCUUGUUAGAGCGUAAACAAAGCCUUUUUGCUAUUUGUUAUAAAGAAGGGAAUCAAACAGCAGUUUGAAACAGUGUAUCGCUGGUCCUGCGUUGCGUAUGUAUAUAGUGCUACUUGAUUGGUGCAGCUUUUAUGUGAUUGGAAAGCAGUUUUUUCUGAGUUUGUGCAUAAUGAACUAGAAAGCCGAUACAGGACUCGUAUGGAUCCUGUCUCUGAUGACAGUUAACUGUGUGCGGUGUUGGCAAAAGUAUUAUCAAUGAAAGAUUUUGGGAAAGAAUGAAUAAAACACUUUAAAAGUU